Molecule: messenger RNA, 303 nt
Organism: Miscanthus lutarioriparius
Lineage: Eukaryota; Viridiplantae; Streptophyta; Magnoliopsida; Poales; Poaceae
Source: the annotation of a GenBank genome assembly
AUGCGCGGCGGCCACCAUGGCGGCAGCAGCGCCGCGGCGCAGCUGCAGCUCGGAGGCGCCGCGACGUCGCUGGCCACGGACGAGACGCCCCACGCCACCACGGCCGCGGCGAAGUACGCGGUGCUGUACCCGAUACUGAACUCCAAUGCCGCCGGCGCGGUCCUCAUUCCCAGCGGCGACGUGCUGCUCUCCGGGCCGGUGGCGCUGGCGCCCGCGCACGACCGUUGCCACGUGAGUGAUGAUGAUGACGAGGAGGAGGAAGACAAUGACGUCGACCUGGAGCUGCGCCUCUGGUGGCCGUGA